Messenger RNA from Sorex fumeus (smoky shrew), 738 nucleotides. RefSeq names its product proteasome activator complex subunit 3-like. Gene Ontology annotation, cellular component: cytoplasm; nucleoplasm; proteasome activator complex. The record is from RefSeq and is a predicted model, not a curated record. Bases 1 to 738 code for a protein of 245 amino acids. Lineage: Eukaryota; Metazoa; Chordata; Mammalia; Eulipotyphla; Soricidae. The transcript has a single exon. Gene Ontology annotation, biological process: regulation of proteasomal protein catabolic process; positive regulation of endopeptidase activity; regulation of G1/S transition of mitotic cell cycle. Gene Ontology annotation, molecular function: endopeptidase activator activity.
AUGGCGGCGCCGCUGAAGCUGGAGCGGGACGUGCAGGGCAAGGUGGACUCGUUCCGGGCCCGCAUCGCGCGGGAGGCCGAGGACCUGGUGUCCACCUUCUUCCCGCAGAAGCUGUCCGAGCUGGACAGCCGCGUGCAGGAGCUGCGCCUGCAGGACCUGGGCCGCAUCCGCUCGGUGCCCGCGGCCCCCGCCGCCCCGGCCACCCCCGGCCCCGCCCCGGACACGGCCGGGGACGGGCCGCGGCGCGGGGGGGACCCGCCGCUGGGCCCCGCGCUGCUGCCCGCCGAGGCCGCGCCGCUGGCCAGCAACCAGCACCUGGUGGCCCUCAUCGAGCGCGUCAAGCCCGAGAUCGAGCUGCUGCGGGAGAAGUGCAACACGGUGCGCAUGUGGGUGCAGCUGCUGAUCCCGCGCGUGGAGGACGGCAACAACUUCGGCGUGUCCAUCCAGGAGGACACGGUGGACCAGCUGUGGACGGUGGAGAGCACGGCCGCCUCCUACCUGCGCCGCUUCUCCACCUACUACAACACGCGCGCCAAGCUGGUGUCCAAGAUGGUCAAGUACCCGCAGGUGGAGGACUACCGGCGCACGGUGGCCGAGGUGGACGAGAACGAGUACCUGAGUGUCCGCCAGAUCCUCCUGCACCUGCGCAACCAGUACGCCACCCUGCAUGACGUCAUCGUGAAGAACAUCGACAAGAUCAAGACCCCCCGCAGCGCGCACGCCGAGGAGCUGUACUGA